CUAAAUUAUCUAGUCUACAAAUCAGAUUUUAAAUUUUGCCUUGAAUUGAAUUAAAAAAGUUUGACAUACGGUCCGUACAGUCAUAAGCUGUGCAUGCCUAAGCUGCUGUGCCACCAUAAAAGUAAUUAAUAAAUUAAACUAUUAUCCAUCACAUUUUCAAUUUAAAAAAAUGCUUUUUACUAUAAGACAUGAACUUCAAUAUAUUAGCGGUGUAAUUUUCAUGUUUAUAUUAACAAAAGCAUCGUUGUAUCAGGUAUCUUGAUUUCCUAACAAUGUGCUAAUGUCUAAAAUAGUUAUAACAAUAUUUUUCUUGAUAAUGAAAAAGGAAAAAGUCGUUUAAUGAAUUUCAUGUGUACGAGUGAUAUUUAAAAUAGCAAUUUCAAUUUAAAGUAUUAUACUGCAUUUUGGCUUUUUAUUUCUGGUUUACUUGUAAGAUGAAUCUAAAUAUAUCCAUGCUUUCAUUUUAUCAAUUGUAUAAUAUGGAUGUAUUUUGUUUAGGGGAACAUAUAUUAUGUCAAAUUAAUAAUUUAAUCUGGAAAUGUGUUUUGAUUUUAAUCUGUUUAAGUAUAGAUUAAAUUUGUCUGUGACCAAUGCUUAUAUUGGUUCUUUGAGAAGGUAUGAGUGAUAAUAACUGUGAUCAUUUUUACUCUAACAUUUGGUGCCAUUUAUUGCGGAUUUUGUAGUGACACCCGAACUACAUCCUGGUAUUUUUUCCCAGUAUAUCUCAGAACAAACUGUCCAUUUUAUCAAUACCUCUAUAAUAAUAAUUUUUAACUAAUUUGUAUUUAAUUAGGUAUAAUUAGUUCUUAUCUUGGCCCCCAAAAUAAAUGAAAAUUUGCCUGACAGCAGUGUAAUAAUGACAACACUGCUAAUAUGAAUGCACUCAAUGGCUUUGACCAAAAAGGCGAAACUUGAACAAGCUGUGUUAAGGCAUUGAGUGAAACGUAUAUUUUCCAAACUUCUUUGAAAGGAAUAGUGGAAAUUGCUUCAAACUAUGAUUACCAGUAGUUAUUAUUGUUGUUAAUUAUUGUUGAAAUACUUUUCUUCCAAUUACAGAUAUAUUUUAUGAAAAUAAUGUCAGGCUUAGACGCUCUUGCUUCAUAUGAUAUAUCUGAUGAGGAAGAUGAAGAAAAAAAAAUAGAAGAAAAAACAGAAAAAGAAGAGAAAACUCGUACGUUAGAGCCCCAAGAGAAGACUAACGAUAAACCGAAAUCACCUUCACCUAAGGGGACUAUCGAAGAUCAAGAAGAUAUUUGGCAAGAUCCAGAUGAACAUAUCAAUGAUGAUGAUGAUGAGGAAAAAGAGGAGGAAGAUAAAGACUCAAAUGAUCCCGAAAAUGCUAUAAAAGAUGUUGAGGAUCUCUCGGUGAUUCAUGAUGGGAGCGACGUUGAUGAGGCAGAAGAAGAUGGCGGAAAAGAAAGUAGUGAAGGGGAGGAAAAUGAUGAUGUAAGCAAUCUAGGUGAUACAUUAAUGGCAAAAGCGAAGCGAAGAGCGAAACGAAAAAGUUCUGAGAGCGCCACCAAUCUGGCCAAAAAACUCAGAUCUGCUUCUGUUGAUGAAGUAAGCAUACCACCUGAGCCGGAAGGAAGAUGUUCAAGCAGUUUACAGGAUAAAAUUACUAGAUUUAUGGAACGGAAAGUGACACAUGGGGAGGACUUAAAUCAAGCGAUUCAGUCACGAAAAGAUUUUCGCAAUCCUAGUAUUUAUGAUAAACUGAUUCUAUAUUUAGGUAUUGAUGAAUUAGGAACUAAUUUUCCACCUCAGGACUAUAAUCCAAAACGAUGGAGAAAAGUUCCUAAAUAUGACGAACUUGCAAGAGCUCAACGAGAAGAUAUGGCCAAGAGGGAGAAAGAGCGUAAAACUAAGGUUGAGUUUGUUACAGGAACAGUUAAAAAGCCAUCUUCAACCUCAAGUCAAGGUGGUUCUGGGGAUCCGGUAAAAAAAUCAAAAUGGGAUCAGCAAGGUUCGAGAAGUUCCACAGAAAAAAUUUUGACUCAUAAAACAACUGUUAUACCUGCUGUUGGGAAUAUUAAAAAACCCAAACCCUGAUUUAUUGUAGUUUAUGUUACACUAUGUUGUCUAAUAAAUGAAUAUAAACCAACACAUAUCAUCUGCCACCUACUCGACCAAAAUCACAUCUUAAUACCUCCUUUUGUUGGUAUAGGGGACUUUGGUCCUGGGAGUGCAGCCUCUUGUAAUUUUGCAUAUUUACUAAGGCAAAUGUAUCCAUUCAAACAUCAAAGCAUUCAACUUAUACCAGUACUCAAUGAUACUAUAUAAUGAUAUAAUCAUUUUUACUCAUAUUUGUUUUUUUGUAAAGUUGACGGUAAUUUUUAAUUCAUUUUUUUGCCAUUGAAAUUUGUGAUGUAUUAUGACAGGAAUGAUAAACAAUUGUUAUGGGAGAAUAUAUAUUCAAAUUUAUGUAUUCGAUAGGAAGAUAUUUUUUUAAAAACUACAAUGUGGUAUGUACAAUAUGUAAUAUUUUGUAACAGGAGGUUUAUAGCAGACUAUAUUUACUGCACUAAAUUAGGAAUGCCAGAGUAACUGAAUUUGUUCAAAAUUGGAAAUAAUUUUUGUUUGCGAACUGUGUUUUUCAUGAGUUCGGAUUAUUUAAACUGCCUGUAAAAAAUAAUUCAAUAAAAGCAUUAUUUUGUUGAUCUUGAGUACAAUAUGGUAUAUUUUCUGAUAUACAAAAUAAUCAUACUUGUCGGUAUUGGAUUCUAUGGUUAAUAUUUUUAUUAUUUUGCUUACAAUAUACUAUUAAAAAUUGCACCUUUUUGUUUUAG
Molecule: messenger RNA, 2786 nt
Organism: Styela clava
Lineage: Eukaryota; Metazoa; Chordata; Ascidiacea; Stolidobranchia; Styelidae
Biological process (GO): regulation of DNA-templated transcription
Cellular component (GO): nucleus
Source: RefSeq, a predicted model, not a curated record